AUGGAUGAAGUGUUGGAGUACAAUCGUAAAACUUUAACUGAUGUCUUUAUGACGGAGGUAGACGAAAAGACGGAGGAUGUGCAGAACAAAAUCAGCUUCCUUCAUGAUCAGCUGAUGAGGAACGAGAACCCAACAAUCCUUCAGCAGGAGGUGGACAAGAUCAGAGACAGAGGAUGUCACCUUAAGCAACAGAUGGAUGCACUCGUAUCAGAAUUCGAAGCAAAAUACCACGAACUGAAAGCCACAAGAACAAAGCAUAUCAGAACGAUAGAGAAAGAAUAUUCUACAUACUUGUUAAAACUGAAAGCUGAAUCUGUUCGAUGCGGACAAGUUUGUAAUUCUGAUAACCUUCAAGAAGUGAAGGGUAUCAUUAAGUCCCUAGACGAACUUUUAAACCACACGAAUCUCCCAAGUAUUGAACUCAGUGAAGAUUUCUUUGAACCAGUCCAAACUGCAACAACUGAACUGAAAGAUUUCUUCGGUAAAAUGUGCAGCAGAGACAUACCUGUUCCCGAUAGCGAUAGUAUAACAGACAAAGCGCCUCAACCGGACGUGGAUAUGGGCGAUAACUCCGACAUAGCUUCACUUCUUGAUUCUGAACAUGGAACAACUCCGAAAUCUGUCUCAGUUCAUGGAGAUAUUAAUUCAGAGAAAAGCUUCGUUCAAAGUGAAGCCAGUGCAAAGAGUGAUCAUGGUGAUUCAGAAGAAGUUGACGAUGGAGUCGAAGAAGUAAUAACAGACUCUGGUAAUAAAGAUGAAAUAAUUGCAAACGCGACGUCCUCCAACAAGGAGGACCAAGACAUAUCACCACAAUCAGGGGCAGUACAAGAUGACAAUACAUCUGAUAAAGCAUCUAUCCAAAGUGAAGUUAUUUCAACACAUGAUGAAACUGCAUCUGGUCUGGAAAUUGCAAAACUUGAGGAACAAAACGACGCAUCGACCGUUAAACUUGUGCCUUCUUCUGAUGACGUCGAACCCGAAUCGAGUGCAAAACAUUCUUCUGAAAAGGACAAUGAAUCGGUUGCAGGAUCCGAGAAGUCAAUUGCGGAUGAUUUUGUAGAGGAAGAUCUAGAUGUGACCGACACCUCCCAAGUUCUUGAAAGGGAGGAAGAUGGAAGAGUUAUGCAAGAUACAGAAGAUGAGUUGGCGUCAGAAAAAUCCAGAUAUUCAUAUGCCAGUAGUUAUGAAGAUGCUGCUUCUUCAAAAUCGAGUAGUGUUCUGAAGUUGAAAGACGCGGAGGAAAUCGUUUCUUUAGCUAAAGAGGGUAAUGUGAAAGACAAAGAGGAACGCUCUUCAUUGAUUGGAGAUGCAGAUUCAAAAGAUGACGUUCAAGGCAGCGAAUCUUCUGUGAUAGACAAGGAAAUCAGGUCGGAUCACGAAGAUUCCCUGUCAUCUGAAACAAUAGAUAAACCAGUGAAGGAAGCGCCAAUACCAAUCGUCGUAUCAACUUCUCAUGGACAGAAUUAUUUUGAUGAUAAACCACAGUCUGUGUCUAGCCUUAAACAGACAAGUCGAUCUGACGUGCCAGAAGACGUUGACAGAAAAGCAAAAGACAACGGCUUAUCAAAAGCAUUAUCCCAAUCAGUGCCUGCAAUACAAGUGAUGAAGGAUACAGGCAUCGAAGCAACUCAGGAAUUUGUUGAAACUCGGGGGAAAUCAGACAAUGGUGCUUCCGAGGAAUAUUCAAACGUAAAUGUAAUUACACAUGUGAAAGACACCGAAGCGAUGAAACAAAAAGUGGAGGUUGUGCAUGUAGAGCCUCAAAUCAUUACUACUGAAAAUCGAGACGGCAGCUAUGAGCGGGAAGGCUUGCAUAAAAAUAGUACAGAUGUUGAUAGCGAGGAGGGCAGAUGUUCGCCCAUUCCCAGUCAACCUGCUCAUACGGACUCACACGAUAUACUCGACGUACUACACACGUUUAAGGUAAAAGGUGGAGAUGAAGUCAUUUCAAUUUGUCCUCUGUCAGCAGGUGAGUGCGCGUGGAUUGCACGACAGAAAGGUAAACACGUGUUUCGGGCAAUAAAAAUGGUUUCUAGGUCCGGCAAGGUGGUACAAACGUCUGGUUUUCCACGCGCUGUGGUGGACAUAUCCGUUGACCGCAGCGAUGGAAUUCUUGUCACGUGCACAGACAGCGUCGUUAGGCAGAUGUUGGCAGUUGACAAAUCUGUGGUCAAGUUCGAAACGGACGAGGAUUUGACCAGUUUGUGUCAGUUGAGUAGCGGUAACAUAGUCGUCUGUCAUUAUCUCACAUCCAAAGUAGUACUACUUGACUCGACGGGGGAUGUACUUGGUUGUCUGGACGGCAAAGGGCGCGACAGAGCUACCGUUGGCAAUCCUUGGAAAGUCAGAGUCAACGAAAAUAAUGACGACGUUGUCAUCAUAAAUCGACAGGGUCCAUCUUCUAUUGCUGUAGUAGAUAAAGACCUUAAUAUUCGGUUCCUAUUUGACGGAACAAACACAUACACGGCAGCUAAUAUUCCUGAUAUAUCUUCUUCCGCUUCUCCUCGGGAAAUGACCACUUCCGUAUCUACAACUUCCGGUUCUAAUUGCGACAACAGGUUCAUUCCUGUAGAUGCGUGUUUCGACUCAAGUAACAAUAUAAUCAUUGCUGAGUAUAACCGGAAGGCGGUGCUGGUGUUGGAUGCUGAAGGUCGGUUACUUGGUACUCUGUAUAACGAAUGUACUCGGCCAACCUCUCUGGCUGUGGACAGUCAAGGUAAUUUGUGGGUCGGCUAUACCAAUGGCAAGGUGGAUAUCAUUCGACAUCUUAGUGAGAAAAUUAACUGCCUCAAAUAACCUUUUUCUCUUUGCAUAUAAUCGAUUUACAAGUUGAUUAUCAUACUUCUCUGGCUACUUCCGGUUCUGAAAGCUGUAAAAAAGGUAUAAUUAACGAACACAUGCACUGUCCUCAAAUGGCACUGACUGUUGCGAGGACGUUAUUACACCCUUAACAAACUUUAUUUGCAACUUUCU
Molecule: messenger RNA, 2973 nt
Organism: Mizuhopecten yessoensis (Yesso scallop)
Lineage: Eukaryota; Metazoa; Mollusca; Bivalvia; Pectinida; Pectinidae
Exons: 1
Coding region: 1-2796 (931 amino acids)
Source: RefSeq, a predicted model, not a curated record